Messenger RNA from Jatropha curcas, 2663 nucleotides. The record is from RefSeq and is a predicted model, not a curated record. Lineage: Eukaryota; Viridiplantae; Streptophyta; Magnoliopsida; Malpighiales; Euphorbiaceae.
AAUGUUUGAUUAAUUCUAUUGAUAUGAUGAAAUGUCAGAUGAAAAUAUCAUUGAUUACUAAUCUAUAAUUAAGGAACUUCUACAAAUUGUCAUUCAACUGUAAUAAUUUGUCAUUCAACUGUCAUAUUACAAUAAAUUAGAAUAAAUUUUUCAACGGUAUUAAGAAAUGCAACAAGAUCAGAAGCUGAAAACACCCAUGGAAAACUUUACCAUACUCCUUUUCUGUGUCUUUUUCACCUCCACCUUCAUAAUAUCCAUGCCCUUGGAUACUAUAUAUCCAACUGAAAGUAUUAGAGACGGUGAGACAUUAAUUUCAGAUGGUGGCAGCUUUGAACUUGGGUUUUUCAGCCCUGGAGCUUCUAAAUAUCGAUACUUGGGUAUUUGGUACAAAAAAGUAUCCAAUGGGACCAUUGUUUGGGUUGCCAAUCGAGAAACACCACUCACUGAUUCCUCUGGCCUUCUGAAGUUAAACGACACUGGACUUCUUGUUCUUCUCAAUCAGAAUAAUACUAUCGUAUGGUCUUCCGGUACAUCAAGUGUAAUUAGUAACCCAGUUGUUCAACUGUUGGGAUCAGGAAAUCUUGUUAUUAGAGAUGAAAAUGAUGUUAACCCACAAAAUUUCUUGUGGCAAAGUUUUGAUUAUCCUGAUAAAACAUUAUUGCCAGGAAUGAAGAUUGGAACUACGGCUAAAGGCUUGGGUAUACUUCUAUCAUCAUGGAAGAGCUCAGAUGAUCCUGCUGUAGGAGAUUUUACAUAUGAGCUUGAUCACAGCACAUUACAGAUAGCUAUCAAAGAAAAUUCAGUUGUCAAGACUCGAUAUGGGCCUUGGAAUGGUGUUCAAUUCAGUGGGCGACCUUAUUCAGAACUAGCCUCAAUUUUUACUUUUUUUUCUAACCAGAAGGAGGUAUACUAUAGCUUUGAUGGAUUUGUAAACAAAUCAAUUGUUACAAGGAUGGUUCUGAAUGAUAAUGGAGUUGCGGAGUGGCUCAUAUGGAUUUAUCAAACCAGUGACUGGAGGAGAUACAUAUCUGGACCGACAGACAACUGUGAUGCUUAUGCAUUAUGUGGUGCUUACGGUAUUUGUGACACUAGAAGAUCACCUCUUUGUAGUUGUCUGGAUAGAUUUGUGCCCAAAUACAAAAAUGAUUGGGACGGAGGAGACUGGUUAAGUGGAUGUGAUCGAAGAAUGCCGUUGGAUUGCCAGAAAGGAGACAAGUUCGUUAGGUACUCCAAUGUUAAAUUGCCUGACAUGAAAAAUUCGUCAACCAAUGCGAGCUUGACGCUAGAGGAAUGUAAGAUGCUAUGCUUGAAAGAUUGUUCUUGCAUGGCUUAUGCUGUUUCAGAUAUUAAAAGAGGGAGUGGAUGCUUCUUUUGGUUUGGUAACCUUCUUGACAUCAAACAAUUAACUGAGGAUGGGCAAGAUCUUUACAUUAGGAUGUCUUCGUCUGAAAUAGAUGACGAAUAUACAAAGAUUAACGGGAAGUCAAAAAUCAAGAUCAUAGCGGCCAUUCUCUCAGUUACCGGAGCGAUCGUCCUAGGCCUAGCAUUGGCAAUAUUUGUUCGGAAAAGAAAGCAGCGGAAGUACAGCAAUCUGGAAAGAAAUGCAAAUAACAAUAAUAAAAAUGAAGACCUAGAAUUACCGCUCUUUGAUCUGGGCAUUAUUGCUUCUGCAACCAAUAACUUCUCCUUCACCAAUAAAAUCGGAGAAGGGGGUUUUGGACCUGUUUAUAAGGGAGUGCUGAAAAAUGGGCAAGAAGUCGCUGUGAAGAGGCUAUCAGCAAAUUCAGAACAAGGAGUUAAUGAAUUCAAGAAUGAAGUUGUGUAUAUUGCCAAACUUCAGCAUCGGAAUCUGGUGAAACUACUUGGAUGUUGCAUACAGGCAAAUGAAAUGAUGUUGAUCUAUGAAUUUUUACCGAACAAAAGCUUGGACUUCUUUAUUUUCGAUGAAAGAGACAAUAUGCUGCUAGAUUGGCCUAAGCGCUUCCACAUUAUCAAUGGAAUUGCCCGUGGCCUGCUUUACCUUCACCAAGAUUCCAGACUAAGAAUAGUUCAUAGAGAUUUGAAAGCAAGCAACAUCUUACUCGAUAACGAAAUGAAUCCAAAAAUUUCAGAUUUCGGUCUCGCUAGAAGUUUUGGAGGAAAUGAAACGGAAAAAAUAACAAAGAAAGUGGCAGGGACAUAUGGUUAUAUGUCUCCGGAGUAUGCAAUUGAUGGCCUGUACUCGGUAAAAUCCGAUGUGUUUAGCUUUGGUGUCAUGGUGCUAGAGAUAGUAAGUGGAAAAAGGAACAGAGGAUUCUAUCAUCCAGACCACAAUCUUAACCUUCUUGGGCAUGCAUGGACACUCCACAAAGAAGGGAGGUCUAUUGAAAUGAUUGACACAUUAGCAAGAAAUUCUUGCAAUCUAUCUGAAGUGGUACGGUCUAUCCAUGUCGGUUUACUUUGCGUUCAACGGAGUUCAGAAGAUAGGCCAAGCAUGUCAACAGUGGUUUUUAUGCUGGGCAGCGAAGGUGCAUUGCCGCAGCCUAAGCAACCUGGAUUUUUCAAUGAGAGGGAAAUAACUGAGGCGAAUUCCUCAUCAGACAAGGAUACCUCAUUUUCUACUAACUAAAAGGACGAUAAAUGCAUAUCAUUCUGAUAUGUUUUUAAUUAUAUUUUUUCGGGCA